AUGCAGGGCAAGAAGAUUCUCGUGGCCUUGUCGGCAACCUCAGCAGUCUCUGCCCAACGGCCGGCUGACGUCCCCAUGUGCGACUAUUACACGAAAGCGAUUUUGAAAGAGAACACCGCCGAGAACCAGUUGACACUGCUGACAGUCCUUGUCAACACUGUGGUGAUUGGUAACUAUACGAUGCCGAAUGUUGGCAUCGCUGUUCCUGGUAUCCUUGCCCCAGGCAAAUUCGAAGGGGUGGAUGUCAAUCUAUUGCCAUAUUUCGAUGGGUCCAUGGCCUCGUCGAAUCGCGGCGGAUCUUCCGGUGUAGCUGUCAACAACCUGGACGGUGGUGGCGCCGAGCCGCUCAAGAUGAACUUGCCAGCCAACUCCGAAACCUCGAACCAAUACUUCCUUCUCACUCAUCUAUACGCAUUCUUCGGCUCUCUCCUAGGCUGUACGACUUACGGCAUGCCAGGCUUCCCCGCGUACGACGGCAUUGCAUCCCAGUACAAGGUGCACAAGUUCAUGGACCUGAAUCACUAUGAGGUCUCAUACUUCAUCCAGCAGGUUGGACUUGCUGCGUCGUCCUUCGGUGUGACUAAUGACGAUAUCACCGCCGUGGCUGAUGCGCUUGACAAACUAUUCAACCAUAGAUGUCUGCCCCCAGCUACCGCUAUCAAGGAGCAGGGCCCGCAGUUGCACUCCAUCUGCAUUGAGGAGACAUGUCCUCUGGCAGAGGGAGCGGUCUGCGACAAGUACGAGCCCGCUACGCCCCCAGCAUCGCCGCCGGCGGGGGGCUCGAAUGCAACUGCAACAAAUGGUACGGGUAAUCCCGCCAGCCCAAGUGCGACAGAUACUUCAGGUGGCGCCUCACCAUCGGCCCCAGUUCAAGUCGGUGGAGCCACUCUAGAUGCAGCUGUCAACAUCCUUCUUUUUGCAGUUGCACCCGCUUUCUGCGCAGGACUGAUGAUACUAUAA
This is a messenger RNA of Diaporthe batatas, 960 nucleotides long. RefSeq lists its product as uncharacterized. The transcript is spliced from 4 exons. Lineage: Eukaryota; Fungi; Ascomycota; Sordariomycetes; Diaporthales; Diaporthaceae. The record is from RefSeq and is a predicted model, not a curated record. Bases 1 to 960 code for a protein of 319 amino acids.